Toxotes jaculatrix (banded archerfish) is the source of this 1530-nucleotide messenger RNA. RefSeq names its product transmembrane protein 192 (gene tmem192). The coding region runs from base 100 to 891 and encodes 263 amino acids. The transcript has 6 exons. Gene Ontology annotation, cellular component: lysosomal membrane; late endosome. NCBI's taxonomy places the organism in Eukaryota, Metazoa, Chordata, Actinopteri, Toxotidae. The record is from RefSeq and is a predicted model, not a curated record.
UUUGCGUGCUGCCCGCCCCUUUUACAGAUAGCAUGUAAGCUAAUAAGUGCUGUUGUGUUUUUUCUUAUUUUUCCUCAAAACGUCGAAAUAUCGAAAUAAAUGGACUCGAAGGGACGCUCGCUAUAUGCACAGGCAGGCGCUUCAGUAGAUAUGACACGGAGUAUGGAAGAAGAUUCUCUGGUGGAUGCACCUCUGAUCUCCACUGACGCCCUCCAUUCCGCCAUCAGGAGAGAGUUUCGGACUGUACCAACAUACGGCCAUGCCGGCCUGCUGUCUCUAGUGCAUAUUGUGUACGUGGUGUUGUCAGUGUGUGUGGCAGUGCUGUGUGUGUUGAAAUAUGGCCAGGUGGACGUGUGUGCGAGUGUUUUAGGCAACGUGCCAGGUGACAGUGCCAUUGUGUUCGGGAAGGUGUGUUUGUGGGUGCUGGUGCUGGUGUUCACUUGCUGUGUCCACCACCAUCACAGUCGAGCCAGAAGGAGAGGAUACCUGAGAUUCUACAGACAGACACAAAGACUGAACCGCCUGCCACUCAUCAUUCAUUCUGCAGGGAAUGUUUUGUUCUUAGUUGUUAUGGCUGCAGGAAUAUCAGGAGAUGUGCACACCUACAUGCUGCUCAGCAUCCUGGGGUUGGAGCUCUUGGUGUCAGUGCCAUGUCUGCUCUACUACACAGUCAAGGUGAUGCGAUUCAACAGGGAGCGAGCUGCACCAGAUGUGAGCCAAGAAGAGCAUUCGCACACCUACAGCAUCACCAGUCUACCAACUGAGACCGGCUUCAGAGAGGGCUCUAGUCUGGAGGAGGUGGUGGAGAAGCAGGCUGACCUGAUAGAGUACCUGAAACAGCACAACACCUUACUCAGCAAGAGGCUUCUCAACCUCACCGCUCAGCACUGACCACAGCCCCGGCCUCCUCCUCCCUGCGAGCCAGCGGACGCCCUCUCCAGAGAGGACAGCACUGUGGAGAAAGAGGCUGAUCAUUUAAACGCUCCGAGAGGAGGAUCUGUGGGUUUAAAAGAAAGGACUAAAGCCAUGAGAAACACUGGAUGAAAGACUAAAGUAAGCAAAUGCACCUGCACGCACAGACUGAGACAGGGGGGCAUCUCACCUGAGAUGGACAGAUAACACAGGAGGAGGUGAGCUGAAAGUGGAGGACAGUUAAAGAGGAGAAGUGGGAGGAGGAGGAGAGUCAUGGGUCACAGAUCAGAGGUGAGGGGUUUUUAUCGCUCUUUUACGAGCCCCAGUGACCUGUGUAUGCUGCCGCUUGUGUUACUGUGAGAGAAACAGAGGAGCCAAAAUUGUUUUAGAGAUUAUCUGCACUAAGGAGGGACCGAAAGAGCAGGAGAUACAGGAGGGAGGGGUUAUCACUUAUCAGGGUCAGACAAGAGAAAGAUGUCAAAUAAGGCUGUAAAAUGUCUGUAAGUGGUAUUUUUAUCUGCUUGAACACGUGAAAAUGCAUUAUUUGGAGACAGGUUUUUUCUUUUUGUUCAGUUUGUGUAUUUGUGAUCAGAUUCCAAUAAAUCUUUAAUAUUGUCA